AAAAGAUUCUCCGGCUUCACUGAUUCUGAAUCACGAGAAAGCCUUUUCAUUUGAAAUACCCAACAAUCAUUGCUGCUGAAAUCUAAGCUAGAUUGUUUCUGUAUAAUGGGAUCAGUGGUUAAAGAUGAAGAAAUGUCGCCUCCUGUCAAGAAAUUAUCAUCUCUUCGACUAAAUUCGCCGCUGGCUCAAGUCAGCCUCAUCGGUGUGGUCUGUUUCUGUUGCCCUGGAAUGUUCAAUGCAUUAUCCGGCAUGGGAGGUGGAGGUCAGAUCGAUUCCACCGCUGCUAACAAUGCAAACACAGCUCUCUACACGACUUUCGCCGUCUUCGGUGUCCUCGGCGGUGGGAUCUACAACAUCCUCGGCCCACGCGCCACUCUUUUCGCCGGAUGUUCAACCUACGUCCUCUACGCCGGUGCUUUCCUCUAUUACAAUCAUUACAAACAUCAGACAUUCGCUAUCAUUUCCGGUGCCAUUCUUGGUGUCGGCGCUGGCCUUCUCUGGGCUGGACAAGGCGCGAUCAUGACAUCUUACCCACCGACUAAUCGGAAAGGAACUUACAUUUCUCUCUUCUGGACAAUCUUCAAUCUCGGCGGCGUCAUGGGAGGACUCAUCCCUUUCAUUCUUAACUACCAUCGAACCGCCGACAGCGUGAACGACGGGACUUAUAUUGGAUUCAUGGCUUUCAUGUCAGCCGGAACCCUACUCUCUCUAGUGAUCCUCCAUCCGAGUAAGGUGAUUCGAAACGACGGAAGUGGGUGCACGAACAUAAAAUACUCAAGCGUGGCAGUUGAAUCAGCAGAGAUUCUGAAGCUGUUCUUGAACUGGAAGAUGCUGUUGAUGUUUCCGGCGGCUUGGGCGAGUAAUUUCUUCUACAGUUAUCAAUUCAACAACGUGAACAAGUUUCUGUUCAACCUGAGAACUAGAGGGCUAAACAAUGUGUUUUAUUGGGGAGCUCAGAUGAUUGGGUCAGUUUUGAUUGGAUACGUGAUGGAUUUUAGUUUUAAGAGCAGAAGGGUUAGAGGGUUGGUCGGAGUUGGGUUUGUUGGGGUAUUGGGUAGUGUGAUUUGGGGCGGCGGGUUGGCGAAUCAGCUUCGUUAUGAACGGGAUGAUAAGCCGUGGGACCUGGAUUUCAAGGACUCUGGCAGUGUAUUUGCUGGUCCGUUUGUGUUGUAUUUUAGCUAUGGUCUUCUUGAUGCUAUGUUUCAGACAAUGGUGUAUUGGGUGAUCGGAGCUCUAGCCAAUGAUUCUGAAACUCUCAGCAGAUAUACAGGAUUCUACAAGGGAGUGCAGAGUGCAGGAGCAGCAAUUGCAUGGCAACUGGACACACAAAAGACAUCUUUUUUGGCUCAAUUUAUUACAAACUGGUCGCUGACGACUAUAAGUUAUCCACUUUUGGCGUUGCUGAUUCUGCUUGCAGUGAAGGAUGAUGAUGAUGAAGAUGAUGAACAGUCAAAACAAAAGAAAGCAGAUGAAUCAAUUUCUCUUUCAAAGGUGGGAUGAUGAUGAUGAUGUGUAGUAGAGUAGAAAUAUAUACUCUAAUUAAUGUAUUAUAUGAACUUUCUUCCAGGAUUGUGUUUGCUUUUUGCAAACAAACAGAUUGCACCUUUUUCAGAAGAAAAAAAAGUGUCUUUUCCAUUGUC
Molecule: messenger RNA, 1640 nt
Organism: Impatiens glandulifera
Lineage: Eukaryota; Viridiplantae; Streptophyta; Magnoliopsida; Ericales; Balsaminaceae
Product: UNC93-like protein 1
Exons: 3
Coding region: 106-1500 (464 amino acids)
Source: RefSeq, a predicted model, not a curated record